AUGGAAUCCAUCGGCGACGCUCUUCAAAAAGCAAACCUUUCGCAAUACAUCACACCAUUGCUGGACAUAGGCGCCGAUGACUCUGAGCAACUGGCGUCCCUCCCAGAGCCGGACUUCCAGAGUCUCCUCGAGAUGACCGGCAUGUCCAAGAAGCCAUUCCACGUCCUCCGGUUCAAGAAGGCCAUCAACCGGUUGGGUCCAUCGGUGGGCGGAGGAGGGCCCAGUGGUCUAAUGGGCAGUGAGGCGGUGGGUGAUAGCUCGACCCACACUGUUACUGUUUAUGCAACACAGAUAGACGAACCUGGAUCUAUUGCUGGGUCUUUGCAAAGACCAUCUCCUGUAGUACCUCAACCAAUGCAAUUGCAAAGCAGUGGUGCCAGUCAGCACCUAUCAUCAUACUCACUAACUCAAAACAGCAAUAGUUUAUUUGAAUUAAUGGCUACUAGAUCAGGAGUUCCUAAUUCUUCAAGACUUUCUUUGAUAAGCAGGGACCAGUUGCAGGCCCUAGUGGACGAUACUGUACCUGUGCAGCAAGAACUGGGACCAAGCCCUAUCUCACCCAUGAUAUGGGACAAAGGAAGGCUGGAGAUAUUCCGAAAAGCAUCCAUUAUUUUCAGUAGCAGCAUUUCUCCUCUGACUGAUCAGGAGCAGUUACUGAAUGAGGCAGCGCUGCAGCUGUGCCUGUGGGAUCCCACGCUACUAGUAAGACAAAAGGAUCUGAUUCAAUUGGCAAAGAAACUCGUCAAACAAUAUCCUUCGAUUGUACUUGAAACUGGGCACCCCAUUUAUUCUGCCAUAGAACCCAAGACUGACCUCUCUUGGUCUCUCUUCCCUACCUCAUCCAUUCGUCUACCUCUUUCAGUCAAUAGAGGCCCGGAUGGUAAGUUUAGAAAUUGCUUUGAGGAGAAUUAUGAACGUCGUGAGCUCCAAAUCCAACAAGUGGAGCUCCUCAUAGGAGAGAAUGCCUCCAAAGAGAAGAUGAAGCAAGCAUUGCUGCUGCAGGCUAAAGAAAAGAUGGACUACUCCCUUGCUCUUAAGAUACAAGAGGAGCUCUCAGUCCUUGGUAAGACACAGAGAGAAUACAAGACAGAGUUGUCCCGAUUAAGAAGGGUACAACGUCGCUCAGUUAGACAUCAAGAAAUGAAGAAAGCCAAGAAAAGUAACACGUUUGAAGAAAGCCCAAACUCUGACUUUCAGCCAAGUGCAUGUGGCACACCGGUGGCUAUGACAACUGAAACUCCAGAGACCUUUAAUCUGUCAUCUCAGCAAUCAAACAGCAUACCGGUUACCAUGAAAACUGAUGAGGGAGUAAGGUUGGCACCAGGGGAUGGAGAGGGAAUACCCUUACAAUUACACACUUACAUACACGAGUCAGUUCCUGGCACUUCAUCAAUGCAUUCAUACUCCACUGGUUCAAACCCAGUACUAUCAGUUUCAUCAUCAAAAAGUUCUCAUAACAGCACAUAA
Molecule: messenger RNA, 1467 nt
Organism: Amphimedon queenslandica
Lineage: Eukaryota; Metazoa; Porifera; Demospongiae; Haplosclerida; Niphatidae
Exons: 1
Coding region: 1-1467 (488 amino acids)
Biological process (GO): negative regulation of DNA-templated transcription
Cellular component (GO): nucleus
Molecular function (GO): transcription factor binding; transcription coregulator activity
Source: RefSeq, a predicted model, not a curated record